Messenger RNA from Nematostella vectensis (starlet sea anemone), 8049 nucleotides. RefSeq names its product DNA excision repair protein ERCC-5. Gene Ontology annotation, cellular component: nucleus. Gene Ontology annotation, biological process: nucleotide-excision repair. Bases 286 to 3939 code for a protein of 1217 amino acids. The transcript is spliced from 17 exons. NCBI's taxonomy places the organism in Eukaryota, Metazoa, Cnidaria, Anthozoa, Actiniaria, Edwardsiidae. Gene Ontology annotation, molecular function: DNA endonuclease activity; single-stranded DNA binding. The record is from RefSeq and is a predicted model, not a curated record.
AAACCUGCAAACCUUCGACCGAUCAUUAGGUUUUAUUUCAUUUUUUUUCGCUUUUAUGUGCUUUGCUGCACUUUUUCACUUUCUAAAAACGUCAUUCUCUCAAGACAAUAAUCCUGUCCCAUUAUCAAGGCUUAUUUUGGUUGGAAGCGCAGAUUCGAAGGGGAGCGAUCCGGUCAGCGGAAGUUCAUAAUAGCCAUGCCCGCGUGCUAUAAAAUGGCGGACGAGAUGAACGAGCUAGAUAAUUGAUAUGAAAUUUCCGCGUGAACUCUGAAACGGUAAUCUGAUAUGGGGGUCAAAGGACUGUGGCAGCUUUUGGAGCCUGUAGGAAAACCGGUCACACUGGAAUCAUUACAGGGCCAAGUGCUUGCUGUUGAUGCCAGUAUCCUGAUGAACCAAGCCAUAAAGGGAAUGAGGGAUGGAUCUGGGAACCCUGUGCCUAAUGCUCACCUGUUUGUAUUGUUCCAUCGUCUCUGUAAGCUGUUGUUCUACAGAGUCAAACCUGUGUUUGUGUUUGAUGGUGGGGUCCCCGUGCUGAAGAAAAAAACUUUGGAAGCAAGAAGAGAAAGACGUUUCAAGGCCAAACAUGGCUCUAACAAAGCAGCUGAAAAGAUCAUUAAAAACUUUCUCAAAGGCAAAGCCAUUGAAGCUGUCACUGGGAAGAAAAGUGAUUCAACUCUGAGGGGCAGUAGAAGUGCAGAGCAAGAUCUGUUUGAGCUACCUCCUUUGCCAGAACAUGUCACAGGGCAUGGCAGCUCAUCAGAUGAAGAAGCUGACGACUCACCAUUGCUCCAGCAAUACCUUUCACAAAAUAGCAUGGAGCUAGAGCUGCAAGAUCCCAGCGCCAUUGAUGUGAACUCGGAAGACUUCAAGUCUUUGCCUGAAGAAAUCCAGCAUGAGCUUAUUAUUGAGAUGAAGGAGUCACGACGAUGGACUUUCCAUAAAGACAUGCCUGAUGAAGCGACAGAUUUUUCAUCUUUCCAACUUCAAGGCGUACUGCAGAGGGGCAGGCUAACACAGAAACUCGACCAGCUGCGUAAGGACAUGACCAUGCGCACCUCGGGCGAGGUAGCAGGUAUUGCAGGCAAGGGAAGUGUUCAAUCGAGCCGGAUAGUGUCUGAAGACACUGGGCAUUACGUCCUGGUGAAGGGACCAAAGAGCGAUCAUGCCCAAGGUUCACUAAUAGACAAUUCGACAGAAGGCGGAUUCUUUAGGGAAGAAGAAGAUGAUAAGAUUGCUACAAACAUAUAUCCGAAGUAUCUAGAAAAGGCUUCUAAACCAUCGACGGUCCCAGUACCGACCUUCGAGGUACCACAUAUCGAGAGCAGUGAUUCCGAGGCCACUUCACCUUUUGUUGAGGUUCCCGAAGCUUCGUUUCGUUUCCAAAGCGAUGGCACAACGUGUCACCAAGCUAAGGAAAUGACAGAACAAUAUAUUCCAUCUGAUCAGCCUUCUUGCGAAAAUGAUGAUUUGACAGUUAAUGGUGAAAUAGCAAAGCGUAGAAACAGAAUAGAAGCACCGUUGAAGUCUACGGAUCUACGAGUUAACGUUGAGAAUGUAUCAACGAAGAAGGGUGAAUCACAAGAUAAUAAACCUGUAUCCAUGGAAAAGGAGUCGGAUUUAGAUUCAAUUAAACAGAGUAAGGAUAGAGAAACAAAUAUUACCGUCACCACUGUCACUGCUUUUUUCAACGAUAAGCAGAAGCCCAAAAGUAGCGCUGAAGCAGAAGAUCUCUCAGUGAAUAUCGCAGACGGUAUGGUGCAAAAGGACGGUGCUAUAAACAUAGAACUUAACGAAUCCUCUUGCAGAAACGAUGAAACCAGCAAAGAUGUAGCGAGCAAUGUUCUCUUCGAAAAUAAUGAAAACAGUUCUAAGUUGAGUAACGGAGGUUCUUAUGAGGCUGAAGUAUUCUCCCUUCACCUGGAGUCGAGUACAGCGAGUUCGGAGUCUAGUGAUGGAGAACCAGUACCUCAGCAGCGAACAGGUGCUCGAUUCGAUAGGGAAGUAAAUGAAUUUAUCACACCCGAAUUUAUAGACCAAAAGAGUGCAGCGAAUUCAGAUAUCGUCGCCAGCGCUGGCAAUUCUAUUGUGGAUGAAGCAGAGUCUGCCUUUGAUAAACCUCCAGUAGCUUUUGCUGUUAGAAAUCAAGAAGAUGUUGCGAGCUCGAACGCUGCGCCAACCGAAAUCCUAACCGAAGACUUGACUAAAACUGCAGAGAUUUGUAUGAUUGAGUCGGAUAGCGAGCCAGAAACCCAUGGGUCAGCUGUUGCUGCUGAAAUCUCCAUUGACGCCAAUAAACCAGCAAGCCGGCGUCCAAGUAUCUCCAGACCAAUGCCCGAACAGUCCGAGUUUGCUGGUGUGUCAAAGCGAGAUCUUGAGGAGGUGCAGACAAACCUGAAUCGAGAGCAGCGUACGCUGCAGUCGGAAAGAGCGCGACAGGCGCGUGCGUCAGCCGAGGUCUCUACGGAAAUGCUGAACGAGAGCCAGGAGCUCUUACGCCUGUUUGGUGUUCCCUUCCUGGUUAGUCCCAUGGAGGCCGAGGCUCAGUGCGCGUUCCUGGACAUGACUGGACAGACAGAUGGUACCAUCACUGACGACAGCGAUGUGUUUCUCUUUGGUGGAAGAAGGGUGUACAAGAAUAUCUUCAACCAGAACAAGCACGCAGAGUGUUACACUUGCGAAGAUAUAGACAAGGGACUAGCGUUGAGUCGCAGUAAGAUGAUCAAGCUUGCAUUUGUCACCGGAAGCGAUUACACCGAAGGGAUCCAAGGCCUAGGGGCGGUUAGCGCAAUGGAGGUUCUUCAUGAAUUCAGCCAAGAUGGAUUUGCUGCACUCAAGGAACUAAGGAAAUGGUAUGAUGAGGCGUUGGACAAUGGUGUCACCAAGCACGAGACCAAAAUAAAAACAAAGCUGCGAACUGUGGCGCUGCCCACAGGGUUCCCAUCUCGUGAAGUUUAUGAUGCCUAUACGGACCCUGUUGUAGAUGAAUCACGUGAUCGUUUCGAGUGGGCGCGACCUGACUUGCAUGAGAUCAGAAUGUUUGCGUCGGAUAAGCUCGGAUGGACAUCAAAGCGCACAGAUGAACUUAUGCUUCCUGUCAUGAAAGAACUCAACAAAAACGAGUCACAGACAACCAUGGAGAAGUUUUUCCAAGUCAAAUUUCAGGAGACGAGGAAAAAACACAGUAAGCGCGUGCGCAGAGUGAUAAACCGCAUGCGAUACGACUCAAGUAGUAGCGGGCUCAGUAGCGAGGACGAGGCUGGCCGCGCGCGACCUGGGACUUCAAGCGGAAAGGCUGUGCAAUCUACUUCCGGUAAGCAGCAGAAACACACAGAACAACGCCCUCUUGAUAAGGCACGUGAUAAGGGCCCUUCUGGCUCUAAACAAAGAAAACAUCAACGGGUUACAUGUACUACGGUGGAACUACAAGAUAUCUCGAAACGUGAUACAAAUACAGAUGAUGUUAGACCCCGAAAGCGCGCGAAAACGAGUGAGUCCAUCAGAGGACGACGGGAACCCUGUGGAACGAGAUCUCCCGAGGAAUAUGUAACUGUUUCGGGCAUAUCCCCAAAAAGUGUCUCAGACCCGUGUCUAUUUCAUAUGGACAGCGAAGAAGAUGAGGAUAUCGUAUCAGUCCUGGAACGUUCGACCUCAAACUUAGGGCAUGGUAAUUCUUUCACUGGUAAAAUAUCAAAAAACUAUAGCUCUAGACCCCAGAAUAGAGAUGAUAACAUAAAAACAAGUGCUUUGACAAACAGCCAGACUACAGAACAAAAUCAAUCAGAGACAAAGGACUCGACAACUUCAGAUAGCGAAUCAGAAGAAGAGGAGAAAGUAUUACCAGUAGCGAGUAGUGUGAAGGUCAGGGGGAGGGAGACAGGGAGAGGGAGCGGAAGGGGGCGUGCACGCGGGCGGCGUGGGCGUGGCUCAAGGGGUAGGUAGAACUUUCCGAAUGAAAAGGAAGAAGGUUAAAAUAGGCUUUCUAGCCCUCGUAGUUGCCAGAAAUUCAUGCCCAAAAAAAUUAUUAUUUAUUAAAAAAGGAUAUACACAAGUCUGAACCCGCUGGAGAAUGACGUUCAAAAUAAUAAUAAAAUUAUCCUACAGUUACUACCUACAAUUAACCCUACCCAUUUUCGCUAUUUGUCUGAUACAUGCAUAUUCUUCUUCUCCUCCGUACUUGUUUUCUUUAUGUAUUUGUACAUAUCUGAUACAUGUAUUUGAUCCUUUUUUUUCGGGUUAGGUAUAAGUAGGCAAAUGGUAGGCAUUAGUUUACCUGAAAGGUAAACCUCUCCUUAAUGUGAAUUGGAAGAGUUAUUAGAAUUGUUCCCCAUUAGGAAUGGCAGCCGUUAAUGUGCGUGAGGAGAUAAAAAAAAUAAUCAAAAAUAGGUAUCAACUCAAAAUAGGGAGUAAGUAAUCUGAUACAAACACGAAAAGACACUUUGUUCUUACGCGUUUUUGAGAGUCUGACCGUAUCUCUUUACCUCCUGAGCCAGAGUGGCGACAAAUAAAGCACGAAAUUCUUUCAUUUAUUUCAUCUUUUACCCUUAAUAAUCUCCAAAGGACAAAGAGAAGUGGUCUCAGAUCUCAAGGUUUUAUCUGUAAUCACAUUUAAAUCAUUUUUUUACAUAUCCUCAAUAUUAUUCACUUUUACACGGUUUUCUAUCCCCCUAGAUCAGAUCAGUAAACUACCCCUAAAAAUUGCGCAUGAAAGCUGUGUAUUAAUUGGAAAGGAAAUAGUCUAGAGCAAUACACGGAUUAAAUGAGAUAGAGUGUCUUGGUGCGUUCUCAAUGCCCUCCAGCUGAUAUCUCUAUUGCGGCAUACUCUGUUUUAAUAUUCAUUCCUUAAAAAAAAAAAAAUAGUUGUCAUAUAAUGAAAUGAAUAGUAAUGGUUAAACUAUUUUCAUGCGCUAAGAAUGAAAUAAUUUAUUUACAUGUACUACUAUCACCUUAAUCAAGCAAUCACUCACUCGUAGAUGGUUUAUUCUAACUACCAGCCCGUUGUAUUUUCGAAUAUAAAAAGAACGCUGUGGCAAAUGGAUAUUCUUUAACCCCGAAGCACAUUAAUCACAACGAAGAAGAGGUUUUUAAUGCUACAAAUGCAGUAGCCAAGGGCAUGCUAAGAGAUAAAGUAAAAGGCUUAUAAGAAAAUCCUCAAAUGCCAAGUGACAGAAAGACAUCUCGCUAUCUUAGCCCCUCCCAGGGAUAUCAAAUGUAAUCAUAGGAAAUAGAAAUAGUAUUGUCCAGUUUGAUAACAGUAACUCCUAAAAAAACUAAUGAUUAACUUCUAGUCGGUAUUAUGGGCGUCUGUUUCAUUGUUUAUUAAAUAGAAAGCAUCUUUAGGGAGUGUUCAUUAAAUACACUGAGGAGGGGGAAGAUUUUUACUCAAGACAACUUAAAAUUUCAGAGCCCCCCUUUCAUUGUAUAUAUUUUUUUCGGUGCCCCCCCCCCCCCUUAUAGAACCCCAAAGUUUUUAGAGCCCCACCCCCGACCUCAAUAAACAAAAAUGUCUUUCAAUCUGGAAAAUGGAUACUGAGAAGCUGCCAUCUUUGUCCGAGUCGAUGAUCCAGUCAAGUUCAUCAUUAUUUUAGAGGCUGUUAUUCACAACUAUCAGUAUCGACCUUCAUAAUUUAAUGUUUUGUUUUGCGUGGAUGCAUUUUUGUUUUUGUCAAGAAUAUUUUUCUGUAUAAAAAGGGACAAUGUUCAACGUAUAUAAAUAUUAAAGCUGAAAAGUAUUGCUUAAAAAAUUCAGACCCCCCCCCUUAUAGGACCUUUUGGUGGUUAAAAUUUUUCGUCGUAUAGGUUAACAUAGGCCUUAGGCUAGAUUUCUUUUUUGUGAUAAAUUGAAGCUUGCCAAUCAUAUCGGCAAACAUAAUGAUGAUACUCACUUGGUUUCAGUGAGACAAAGAACGUAAAGAUGUAUGUUUUCAUGCACCCCCAAGCGAUAUUUUCAAUCGAUAUAUUCUACAAGCCUUUACUUGUGGUUUGGUUUCAUAUUAGGGAUGUGAUGUCGAUGAACCUUAGCUUAGCUGUAGCUUAGUUGGUCAUUGAACUUAUUGCUGAGCGUUAAUCUUUUGCAUGAUGAGAGAUGUUGCUUUUUGAGUGAGGCGAUGUUUGAAAAACAAUUAAAUGUUUUUUUUUUUUUUUCAAAAAUCACUUUAAUUUCAAAUCCCCAUGCUAAAAAGCAAAUCUCGAAACAUAAAUCAUGGUAAGAGCAGAACUUUUUAUGUCGUUCGUUCCUUUGCCGCAAGAAAAUGACUGUUCACAAAAGUCAAAUAUUUCAUCUUACAAAAAAAGCGCUUUUUAAAAUAGUUUAGAAACCAUUCACUUUUUGUAUUCAAUUAACUUAACACAUGCAACUCAUCGAGCUAAAGCCAAAAUACGAGCAAUUCUUCUCCGCUUUACUUAUUUUUUAUUCCACACUAUAAUUUAAGGGCGGCUGCUAAGCAGACACAAAUUUUAAUAUGAAAAUUGUAUUAGCUUUCUUUUCUCUUUAUAACAUUCACCAAUGGACGUAAGGUUUUUUGCAGUCUUCACAAAAAUAGUUAAUGUUUUUAUUUCGCAUAAUUUCUACAAAGAAGACCACAUGGCGGUUGGAAAAUUAUUCAACGAACGAUCUGGAACGUGAUUGAAUAUUGGCAAAUGAGCUUUUGAUUGCAGACAAAAGCAACCACCUACUUCGUUCAUCAAAAUAUCUUUUCUUUCUGAUCAUGUCAGUGCUUCAAUUUAACAUUAUUUCUAAUAAAGACACCAAUUUGAAAUGUUAUUAAUACCAGUUGGGUACCUGGAUUCCUGAAGGCCAUGCUCUGGUUAACUAUUGUUCUACUUUUAUUAUGACGUUCCUGUUAUGCGCUAAGAGAGAUAGGAGCAACUUCCCUUUAAUAGAACAAAAGGAAAGGAAGAAAGAACCUUGUGUUAUGUUGUGUCUUCCUCGUGAUUGGUUGGUUUAAAAGUAAACACUUGGGGCGAUUGAAUAUUCAUCGUCGCGAAUAUGCUAAUGAAAUGUCUUAUUAUUGAGGAUUUUACUUUUGUGAUCAGUAAAGGAGUACGUCUAGGAUCGAAACAUGCUGUCUUACAUACAGAGAGCCCAACGAAGACGACGAUACGAAAGGUCUUCUUCUUACGAUGACACAGGUCCCGAUUCAACAACCCCACCGCCAACUCCUGAAUCGCCAAAAGUCGAAGGCUUUCGCUUCUCGUCUUCCACCAAAAGGAACAAUCAAAAUGAAUGUGGCAAUUCUAAGUUGAAAGGAUUUAUGAAUCGACGUCAGCUCAGUGAACCGUCGGGUCUGAAAGAGCAAAAUUCAGAAAAAGUAGGAGCGGCGAAACCAUUGUUAAAACCUGCGAUUCAGACGACCGCUGAAGACGCCACGGAGACUACUAAACUUCAAGACGUGAAUAACUGAUAUUUGUAAUGAAGCGUGGGGGAGAGCAAUCAUAUAGAUAUGUGUUUUUAUUUUGAAUAAGAAAUGGAUGAACUUGGAAUUGUAUAAAUGACUCCGUAAUUCUUUCAAGGAUUCUUCAACGAAAUGAAGAAGAAAUUUUAACCAUGCAAAAAUCAUCAAGAUAAAGGGCUGCACGAAACACCUUGAAAGGCGAACGAUUAAGCCUUUUUGUCUUCCGAGUUUGACUUCUAUAGAUAUAUCUACUAAGAUUUAGGAAGACUGCAGUUGCCUUUUAGCCGACGGGGGCGUGCAUUUCUGUCAUAUAUUAGGAUAUAUAGUAUAUUUUUCAAUACCUGAGGCAAACAAAUUGUUGAUCAAUAAUCUAUUGAAUAUUAUCAUCCACGUCUCCUUCUGAUUUUACUGUCGAGAGCUGAAAAAGAACUAUUUAGUUCAUUCAAAAAUUAAACAAAGUAUUAUAAAAUAGAGAAAACAAAAAAGAAUUUGGUUACUUAUUAAGUAAAUGUAUCACUGUUUCCUUCUUAUGUAAAUUCGUUAAUGGCGAUAGACAUCAACUUGAGCUGAAUUGCGAUAAAGAGUUUCGUAAAUAAGCAUUGUCGGGGAAGGUAUCUUUCUCCCAGUGCAUAUCGUUAAAAAAAUAACUGAAAACAUG